This is a messenger RNA of Daphnia pulicaria, 7492 nucleotides long. Its product is annotated as calmodulin-binding transcription activator 2-like. The transcript has 25 exons. Gene Ontology annotation, biological process: regulation of transcription by RNA polymerase II. Gene Ontology annotation, cellular component: nucleus. NCBI's taxonomy places the organism in Eukaryota, Metazoa, Arthropoda, Branchiopoda, Diplostraca, Daphniidae. The coding region runs from base 398 to 5203 and encodes 1601 amino acids. The record is from RefSeq and is a predicted model, not a curated record. Gene Ontology annotation, molecular function: protein binding; double-stranded DNA binding; transcription coregulator activity.
UCUGUCAGUCGAUAAGACGAGUGUAUAAAAAAGAGUAGAGAAUACUGAAACCAAAAAGUGGAGCGUGUGAUCUUUUUAGCCGUUAGAAAUAGAACCUUAUUUUUUUUUCUAGUGUUGUGUGGCCCUCGUCUUUGUAGUAGGAAUGCUGGGAGUGGGCUGAAAAUAAUUUCGUAUUCACAGACGUGGAUCGAUUCACCGCCUGUUUGGUCGUCGAGACGAGUAGACCAGACAAAGUUUUUUUUUUCAAAUCGAGUCAUCUGUUGAAAAGAGAACACGUUAUCCUAGUGCACUGUGCAAUUAAUCCAUCCCAACAUAUCAGCAGACUAGAUGGAGCGUCGCUGGAAGAAGAUGGCGUGAUACACAACUAAGAAGAAGUUAUACUGUAUCGUUGCGAAACAUGAAUCUAAUCCAGCAGCAGCAGCAGGGUAGCACCAGCAGCACUAGCAGCACUGGAGGAGAGCAUCAAGGAGCCAUUGAGAACAAGAUGGUCGAGAGUCAGCCCUCCUGUUCCCGGCAAUCCUCGCAGGACGAUGCCGACUCUUCUUGCGCAGUUGGCGUCAAGCAGUCACCAUCAGUGAGCGAUGACGGCGGGAUGAAUCCACCCAUCAAUCUUCCGGCCAGCCUGGAGAGUUUACCAAGGGCCGAACAUUUCCCGACGCAGAGGCAUCGAUGGAACACCAAUGAGGAAAUUGCGGCCGUGUUGAUCAACUUUGAACGACAUCCCGAGUGGCUCUUCAAAGAAGUCAAAAUCAGACCCAAGAGUGGCUCCAUGUUGUUAUAUUCGCGGAAGAAGGUGCGAUACCGCCGCGACGGCUACUGCUGGAAGAAGCGCAAGGACGGCAAGACGACGCGAGAAGAUCACAUGAAACUCAAAGUGCAAGGAACAGAGUGCAUCUACGGCUGUUACGUCCACUCGGCCAUCUUGCCCACCUUCCAUCGGAGAUGCUACUGGCUCCUGCAGAAUCCCGACAUUGUGCUGGUCCACUAUCUCAACGUUCCCUACCCGGACGACGCCAAGCUCCUGGUGGUGGCCAGCGUCUCGCUCUGGGCCGAGCGCAAGGAAUGGAGCAAAGACGAGCUCAUCUCCCAGCUGAGACCCAUGUUUUUGAGCCAGGACGAGCCCAAUCUGAACAACGAACUGGAAGUUUCUACGGCCGAGACGGUGGAGGCCAUCGUCAGUCAGCUGAUGGAGAAGCAGAGGCUGGCCAGAUCGGGCGGUACGAUCGGUGCCGUUCCAGUGGCUGUCAACGGACACGUGUCGAAUUUACCUCAGCGUCAGCCUCAGCCACUUCAGACGGGUGUAGGAGGGCGGGGUAGUAACAACCGAUCAUCCAACGGCGCCAUGGAGCCCCAGGUCCAGGUCCAGGUCCACCACAAUCACAAAGUGGGCGCGGAUGCAUCGAGUCACAACGAUUUGGCGGCCGGCCACAGCCUUCCACAUUCCCUUCGGCGGCUCUCUAAUGGCGGGGGAGGCAGCUCCUUUAUCCGCCUGGAACCGCGACCCGCUCCGUCACAUUCCAACAACAUCCAGCAGCGUCAGGCAACGCCGACUGACAGCGCCGUGGGGCGGGCGGCUCCUAGGGCGGAAGCGACUGGAUUCGGUCUGGGAAGAGGCGGAUCACCGCCCACGUCGCAGAUCUCUUCGUCGUCGUCCUUGUCUUCCUCUUCCGCUCCGUCUUUCCACACCGAGCAGAUCCAUCAUCACUCUGAGCCGGUGCCGUGCCAGCAACAGCAGCAGCAAGAUCAUCAGCAGGAUCAUCAGCUCCAGCAGCAGCAGCAGCAGCAGCAAAUGAUCAGCGCCAAACAGGAAUCGCUCGAUUCCAACUAUUAUUACUCUUCUAAUAAUUGCAACAACCCUGGGCAACAACAACAGCAGCAGCAGCAGCAACAGCCGACCCCGCAUCCGCCACCUACGCCUGCCGCUCCGGCUGUAAUCAACUCGACGCCAAUGAAUUUCAUGGAUCACGGAAGCGGCGGCGAUCAAGGCAACACGUUCCCAUCCUUCUACUCGCUCAUCAACGCUAAUAACGCCUCUAGGCGGGCCGACGAAAUGCUUUCCGGCCACGGAUACAGGUUGCCGAUGGAUUGUCUGUUCAAUGAGACGCUGGAUCUUUCGCAGGACGACAUCCAGCGGACGCUGUCGGCCAACCUGAGCCACGAGACGGCGUUCCAUUGCAGCGGAGGUGGCGGCAGCGGAAGCAACGACGGUGGAGCCUCGUGUAGUGACGGCGGACUGGGCAGAUCGAUCCGGUCCGUCGAAACGACGGCCGAGGAUGACCUGCUGGUCAAUCUGGACGCCUUUGAUAUGUUGACGGAGUUCUCAGACUUGGAUUGCCAUGACACUAUCGACUCUCUCAUCUCCAUCCAAGCCGACGGAGCCGGCGGAGGAGGCGGAACAUCUGGAUCGCCGUCUGACGGCUCGGAUGGAAAAGACCUUAAUGGAAUCCACGCAAGGAUCCAUCAGCUCAAAGACAUGCCCUCACCCUCGACCCUAUCGGCGACAGGCGAUCCUUUACUGACAUCCAUUACCGAUUUCUCACCGGAAUGGGCACCCACCGAGGGCGGUGCCAAACUCCUCAUUACAGGAUCGUUUUGUUCACCAACGCUCAGUGGCUCCUACAGCGUUUUGUUUGAUGGAAUUGCAGUCCCAGCUGUUUGGGUCCAGUUGGGAGUUUUGCGAUGCUUCUGCCCUCCUCACAGUCCUGGAAGAGUACAACUACAGGUCGUCCGUCAAGGAUUGUCCAUCACCCAGCCGGCCAUUUUUGAAUACCGGCAAGUGUCAGCCGCGUCCAAUACUUGCCAAGAAGGAUCGUCAACUGCCCAGUGGACGAAUUCCCUGCUGUCGUUGUUGGUGGGCCGGCUGGAGUCGCUAGGGACGCAUUUGAACGUUCAAGGAUGCGGCAUCGAGCAGCUGUUCAGCAGUUUGAGGGCCUAUCUGGAAAGUGGCGAGGUGGAAUUGCAAAGCGCCGAGGAGCAGCUGGUGUCCAUCUGCCGUCAGCUGGUGACGAAACGUUGGCGACCCGGUCCGCAUCAGCAGUCGGCAGCCGACGAUCCUUCGUCCAAUACCAACGGGACACAGCAGCAGCAGCAGCAGCAGCAGAUGAACCUACUCCAUCUGGCGGCCGCUUUGGGCUUAUUGCGAGUCCUGUGCACCUUGCUCAACUGGCGACUGGAGAAUUCGUCGCCAGCCCUGGAACGCGAGAUGAGUCCGCUGGCCAGCGACCAGCAGGGCUACACUCCGCUCAUGUGGGCCUGCUCCCAGGGUCACCGUGACGUGGUUGCCCUCCUGGCCCAGUGGGAUCCAUCGGCUCUCAACGUUCACGAUCGGUCGGGCAAGUCCGCCUGGGAUGUGGCCCGCCAAAGGGGUCACCAUUCGCUGGCGGAAGAACUGGAAACGCGAAGGAUCUUGUCAGUCAGGCGUUCAACGGUGGAGCCACAGCAGCCGCUGCCUCUGCCUCCGCCUCAACUGGCCCAGCUCAACAAACCUAGUCCCAGUAAACCGGCCGAAUCGGUCGCCGCCCGCCAGAUGUUGUUGGCCAAACGAUCCUCUGUCGACUCGGUGCCCAAUAACAACAACAACAACAACAACAACGAGCCACUAGGCCACAACCAUCAAGGCUAUUGGCGAAGGCCCAACGCGGCCAAAGCUCACAAACUUUCCAGGGACGACCGCAGUUAUUCGCUUCCGCUGGGUGGGGCCGGCCAGGCUUAUUCUAGCGGCCGCAACAGCACCGGGAGCAACAUAUCGGGUCUUGCUCACGAUCCUUCGCCUUCACCCCACACGAUGGAUUCGUCCAAUCCAUCUUCUUUAAACGGCGGCUCAUCGAGCUUCGAUGGCGGGCUGGAUGGCCUGGUCGGCCCGUGUUACAGCCCGUGUUACAGCGCCGACAUCGAAGGCUUGGAGUCGGGAGACGAUGGAUUGCUCGUCGACAACUCGUCAACCUGCUCCUCAUCAACCCAAGCUGCUCCCUGCUCCUCCGCCGCAGGUGGUGGCGUCCGAUCUGUCGGCGGCGGAUCCGGCGGUGUGCGGCGGGAGAGCGUCAACUCAGUCGACCUCCAUCAGCAGCACCUGUCGCCGUUGACGAGCAUCGAGCAAAACACUCGGGUCCUGACGCUGGCUGAGCAAAUCAUCGCGGCCAUUCCCGAUCGCAUCAAAAACGAAACGGAAGAGAUGGUGGUCGGCUGGAGCCCCUGCAUGGAAUUGGAGAUCAGCAGCGUCGUCAGCGAAGUGCAGAGUAUUGAAGGAUCCAUUGACUUGGCCAUCGUUGCCGACGCCCCGCCAUCUCUGGACGGCAACGACUUGACGUUUGAAUUCAGUGAUCAACAGUACAGGUAUUGCGAAACGGCGACGCCCAGCUCAAGUUUGUCUCCAGCGUCGUCCAGCUGCCUCCAAUCACCGUGUUCCUUCUCGGUCAAUUCACCUUCACCGCCGCCCACCACGGCCGAUUUCAGUGAAUUCCUUCAGGCUUCUGCCAGUUUAUUUGUUCGCGAUUUUUCUAACUUGACGCUGUCGGAUCACGAACAACGCGAACUCUACGAGGCGGCCAAAACCAUCCAAAAGGCCUAUCGAUCCUACGUAGGACGCAAGAGGGCCGAGGAGCAGGAGAAGGAACGGGCUGCCGCCGUGAUUAUUCAAAACUAUUACCGGCGUUACAAACAGUACGUCUACCUGAAGCAGAUGACCAAAGCGGCCGUCGUGAUCCAGAACCAGUUCCGCUCCUACUACGAGCACAAGCGUUUCAAGAAGAACAUGGAGUCGCCGUCGACGUCGUCUGCCGCCAAUUCCGCCAGUUGCAACGGCGGUGGAGUGGGAAUUUCAUCGUCGGCAGCCGCCGUGGCCGCCGCUUACCGCAACUACCGCGAGUCGUCCCUGUCGGCCAGCUCGGCCCGCCAGAGCCGCGAAGGCACACCCACCUCAUCGGCCCUCAAACGGACGUACUCUCAGCGGCGGCAGCACCAGGCGGCCAGGAAGAUCCAGCAGUUCAUGCGUCAAUCCAAGAACAAUCUGCUGGAUGUUGUGGUGAAAUCGGUUGCAGAGAGAGAGGGCGCUACUGCGGGCGGCCGAGUCUCAUCCAGCAGAGAAGCCAGCGGAUCAUCAACAACAACCACACAGAGCAGUCCCGGCAGCGGCAGCAGUCCCAGCAACUCCAGUUCCAGCGUUGGAUCCGUCGGAAGUUCCAUGACCUACCACAAUCUGAAUUAAAGAAAAAUAACUAAAGGAGUGUCGACAAACAUUCGGUGGGCUACACAGCGCUUCCGGCGUCAUCAACUGAACGUAAAAUGCAGAAAAACAUCAGAACGACGUGCGAAUCAGCAAUUGAAUAACAUCAGCGCCAAAACAAUUAUCAGCCACACCACACACAAGCUCUUUCAGAGAAACUGGUCAUGAUCGCCUCCCCCACUACAACACUGCCCCCCCCCCCCCUCACUACUGGCUAAACUUAUCCAGUAACUACAAUAAAGCGUCGGUUCAUAUUUCAUUGGAUUGUGUGCGCUGCACGGGGGCGGUGUCCCAAAUGAAUAUGCCGAUCGAUAUUUCCUUCUUCUUCUUCUUUUCUUUACGUAGUUGAUUCUUUCUUCCCUUUUAUAAUGCUGGUGCCCACCUUAUUCCAUCUGGGGGAUAUAACACACUACAAUUGAUUUUCUCCCCCCACACACGCAUCCGCACACCCCCGUGCAACCCAACACUGGAAACAAAAACUCGGAUUCUUCUGUUUUGUCCCCCAUUUUUGUGCAACCGAUUUAUUUUUUCCCCCCUCCAACUGGAUUCAGUCACAUUCCUUCAAGAACAAAUAGCAUCGACAACAAAAAAAGGAAUUCAUUUUGGCCUACCCUGAUCUAUUAAUUUUUUUCCGACUUUUGUUAUCCGUUUUCAAUUUUUCUUUCCGAAGAAAAGAAAAAAAUCUUGCGAAUCAAUCAAACUUCGAUCAAAUCUUAUACACGGUUUGUGUGUAUAGCGUUGACGGUAGUUAAAAAAAAAAAAGAGAAAGAAACCCCAACCCCGUGUUGUAUCUAACCUAAAUGAUGUGUAAAAUGAUGUGAACGUAUUUUAAAAAAUUGGCUGUCGGUCGCUCGUUGGAUCGAGCCGACGGCGGUGAUUGGUUCGGACGCAUUUGUUGUACAUAUAGACAAAAAAAUACGGGACGACGGUUGGUACUCAAUUUCACGUGUGCUACUACAUUUCGCUAGUUCUUUUAGUCAAGUGGAAUUUCGAAUUCUUUCUUCUUUUCCCAGUUACAACAAAAAUAUCAAACCCGGUUUCAAAUCCCCUGUGACUACUCGGCGUUUUUUUUUUCAAUCAAAUCAGUACCAUAUAUAUAUAAACUUAUGUAUGUCUGUCUUUGAGUGUCAAAAGAAAAAACGAGAGAGAGAGAAGGAAAAGUUAUAUAGUCGAGGGAGAGUCCCUAUUUUCAAAUGUCAUCUAGUCUGUGAUGUUUUUUUUUUUGUGUUUGCGCGCCUGAAACAUUUUCAAAUUAAUUUUUAAUUUUUGAGUUUUUCUUCUCCAAAAAAUAUUUCACGUUGGUUGUGUGAGUGUCAUUUUUUUCUCUCUAUCUUUCUCUACUUUUCCCCCCAAGUUUUAUCUCUCCUGCGUCACACACACACCUCAUUCAAAUUCAAUUUCUCCGCAGUUUGUGGGGGGGAUCCAAAUGCUCUCUCCUUUUUCUCGUCUUGUUCUUCUUGUUCUCUUCUGACAGGGUGUGGCUUGUUUUGUUUUUCUUUCUCCAUCAUUCUGUAAAAAAAAAAUCAAAUCACAAAGAAAAUUGAUUGUUCGUCUCCCUUCCAGUUCCGGAUUUCAUCAGAUUGCGUCGAUUACAAACGAAAACAAAAAUAGCUGCGAAAUCCGUCAGCUGUCCAGAAGAGAGACGGUACUUUCAAACAGCCUAAACGUGUAAAUAUAUAUUAUUGAAUGAAGGCAGAAGAAGAAGAAGGAAUGGGAAAAACGGGAGGAGAAAUUUGUUUUCUAUUUUUUAAAAAAGAGUUAAAAGUAAAUAAUAAUAAUAAGAUAUCGAUUGCUGCUAAAAAAAUAACAGAGCCCCUCCCAAACAUUUCCUAGCAAAUUUUUUAAUUCUUUUCAUGAAUUAUUAUUAUACCUCAUCGAUUGAAAAAGGGAAAUUCUAUUCAGUUUUAUUUAUUUUUUUCAUUUCGGGCUCUUCUUUUAUUAUUAUUCAUCUACGGUUUCCAUUAGUUUAAAUUCUGCUGCUUCCAUUUCGAAUUGAAAACUCUUUCACACUUGUAUCGACUCAAACUGUUCAGCAAAAUUGCUCCAAUCCUAUCGUAAUAUUCAUUAUUGUCGUCGUUAUUUGUGAUGAUAUAACAUUUUCCUCUUCUCCCCUUCUAACUAUAACAAAAUGAAUGAAUGACAUCACCAACCCCAACUACCACCCUUUUUACCCAACUUCUUUGCGGUCGUGAGAGUUCUUAUUAAAAUAAUAAUAUCGGGUAUGCCUGCGGUUCUUUCUCUCUCUCUCUCUUUAGGCGAAAUUUGAAAACC